CUAAAGUGCCCAGUACCGCUGACCCACAGAUCCUGUCAGUCAACGGGGAGGGACUAAAGGCCCAUCACCGCAGGGAAUACUGAUGAACUCUUCCCUUAAAGCUGCUGGUUGGAAUAUAGUUAAACAUUUUAGCCUCAAACGACACUUUUUCCAUGUCUGUCCCUCGUGUGGAGUAGCAGUUGAGCAAUAACUGAAGUGGGCGGCUGGGAUUCGCGACGAAAGUGCGAUGGCCAGUCCAGAGGAUGUGAUUGAGCCAGUGGCUGUGAGCUCAGCAGCCCAAAACCUCGACAGAAGGCGCUUCUCCCGUGACAUCCGCGAUUUGCAUCAAGAUGAGUUGGAUGGCCUCAUGACAGCCAGUGAGGGCCGUCCCUUUCAGGUGGUUCAUCGUCUCCCUGAAAUUAAAGAUUCAGGAGUACCGUUUUUAAUGCCUGGUAUUCCUAUUACAUGCAGAGUGGACAACACGGAGAAAUACACCACUCGCUCCAAGGUCAGAGUGGGAACCCUGUACACGGUGCGGUUAACUCACGGCCACUUCCAGUGGACGGUGAAGAGGAAGUACAAGCACUUCCAGGAGCUGCAUCGAGACCUUUACAAGCACAAGAUGAUGCUUCACCUGCUGCCGAUCGGAAGGUUUGCGAAGGACAGACAGCUGCUGAGGAACAUGUCGGAGGAAAUGCCCAGUCUGCACGGGACUGACCGCACAAGGAGAACCUCCAGCAAAAUGAAAUACCUUGAGGAAUACCUGAACGGUCUUCUGGACAACACCUUCUGUCGGAACGAUCACAGCAUGUUGGAAUUCCUCUCUGUUGGCGCCCUCUCAUUCGUGACUGAUCUCGGACCCAAAGGCUUGGAAGGGCCCAUCUCCAAGAGGUCGGGAGGUCACCGGAUCCAGGGCCUGAACUGCUUUGGCCACCAUCAGUUCUGUUUCCGCUGGUCGCACCGCUGGCUGGUGGUGAAGGACUCUUUCCUCUUGUACAUGAGCCGAGACCACUCUGAGAUCAACUUCGUUCUGCUGUUUGACCCCGAGUUCAAAGUAAAAGUGGGCCGUUCUCACACAGACACGAAAUAUGGAGUCUGCAUUGAGAAUUUCACUCGGAGUCUGGUUAUUAAGUGCAACAGCUACAGGCAGACGCACUGGUGGAGCCAUGAAAUAAACCGACUGGCGGAAAACUGCGACUAUCUCAAAGUGCAGCGCUUCGAGGGAUUCGCUCCACCUCGGGACAACACGCUCACGAAGUGGUAUGUGAAUGGAAGCGGCUACUUCAGGGACCUGGCUGAUGCUCUUGAACAAGCCAAGGAGGAGAUUUUCAUAACUGAUUGGUGGCUCAGCCCUGAAGUUUACCUAAAGAGACCUGCAACGGAUAACUACUGGCGGCUUGAUGAGAUACUUAAACGGAAAGCAGAGCAGGGAGUGAAAGUGUGCGUCCUGCUAUACAAAGAGGUGGAGGUGGCUCUUGGCAUCAAUAGCGACCACAGUAAGAGGACGCUCAUGAAUAUGCACCCAAACAUCAAGGUAAUGCGGCAUCCCGACCACGUGUCGUCCGUGGUGUUCUUUUGGGCUCACCAUGAAAAGAUGGUGGCCAUUGACCAAACUGUGGCCUUUGUAGGAGGGAUAGACCUGGCGUUUGGGAGGUGGGACGACAGUCUGUAUCGGUUAACAGACCUGGGUUUGACAGAAGCGUCAAACAGCGAAAAUGAGGAGCAGCCAAACAAAGAUACGACAGAUAACGGUGUGGCCGAUGGCCCAGAACCAGAGAACCCAACAGAACAGGACCCAGAGGAUCUGACUGCUAACUCUAAACUCUGGCUGGGCAAAGACUACAGCAACUUUAUCAAGAGAGACUGGGUCCAGCUAGACAGGCCAUUCGAAGAUAACAUAGACCGCAGUCAAGUUCCUCGCAUGCCGUGGCGUGAUCUGUCAGCGGCUAUUCAUGGCGGAGCUGCCAGGGAUGUGGCCCGCCACUUCAUCCAGCGCUGGAACUUCACCAAGAUCUUUAAAAGCAAGUACAAGGACGACUUCUACCCUUAUCUCCUCCCCAAGUCUCUCUCCACUGCCGGCUCACAGCCGUUCGCUGUGCCUGGAUCCACGAAAGCCAGAGUCCAGGUGCUGCGCUCUUCUGAUCGCUGGUCCACUGGAACCUGUGAGAACUCCAUCCUCAACGCCUACAUACACACCAUCGAGAACAGCGAGCACUACAUUUACAUCGAGAACCAGUUCUUCAUCAGCUGUGCCGAUGGGAAGACGGUCCACAAUGGGAUUGGUGAUGCCAUUGUGAAUCGAAUCCUGCGAGCUCACAGAGAGGGGAAGAAGUUCAGGGUGUUUGUGGUGAUACCGCUGCUCCCCGGGUUCGAGGGGGACAUUAGUACAGGAGGUGGAAACGCCAUUCAAGCUAUUCUGCACUUCACUUACAGGACAGUGUGCCGUGGAGAGCAAUCAAUAAUGUCAAGAUUGGGUGAAGUGGGGGAACAGUGGACCGAGUACAUCACUCUCUGUGGCCUCCGAACGCAUUCGCAGCUCUCCCAGACGCUUGUCACAGAGCUCAUCUACGUUCACAGCAAGACCCUCAUCGCUGACGACCGCUGCUACAUCAUCGGAUCAGCCAACAUCAAUGACCGCAGCAUGCUGGGCAGCAGAGACAGCGAGCUGGCAGUGUUUGUGCAGGACGAGGAGAGGGUCCCAUCCAUCAUGGGAGGAGAGGAGUACGAGGCCGGGCCGCUCACACUCGCUCUCCGCAAAGAGUGCUUCAGUGUUCUUGUUGGAGCUGCUUCAGACCCCAGCAUCAACGUAGACGAUCCCAUCAGCGAUGACUUCUUCUUCCUGGUCUGGAACCAAACUGCUAAACUGAACACUUCUAUUUAUGACAAGGUCUUCAAAUGCCUGCCCUUCAGCACGGUGUGCAGCACGCGGGACCUGAAGGAGUACAGCAGCCAGGACCGCCUCUGCGACACCGACCCCGAGCAGGCGGCAGAGGAGCUGAAGGCCGUCCGAGGGCUGCUGGUUCACUUCCCCCUGAAGUUCCUGUGUGAGGAAAACCUCCUGCCGGCUCUGAACACUAAGGAGGGCAUGGCUCCUGCAGAGCUGUGGACGUAACCGCGCUUCCACCCAGAUCAGACCACUACAUGACUGCGUCACAACUAAUCUCUAACUAAUAACCAGCAUAACACACUAGAGUAGUUACACCACCAAACACUUCGGCUGUGGGAGAAAAGCCACCUCUAGGAAUUGUAUUUGUCCAUCUCUCAUGUGAAGUCUGUCCACAGCUGCUGAAAUGCUGAUAUAUUAUUCUCAUUGAUAAUCUGUUAGUACAGUAGAUGAACCCUUGCGGGCCAAUUUAUUAAUGAUGCCAGAGUCUGCCUCGUAACUUCUACAGUAUAAUCUCAUCUCCGGGGCCAGUGGUGUUGCGUCUCUUACAUAAAUGAAUGUAUUUCUCUGGAGACGACUGCCAGGUUGUUUUGGAAAUCGAGCAUCUCACAUGAUCUGGGAACAUAGUGUACAUUUGUUGGUGCAGCAUUUUUUUUGGGUGGGUGGGUGGCUCUGUCUCUUUCUCUUUCUGUCUCUCUCUCGCGGCGCGCUCUCACUCUCUCCCUCUCAGGCUUCACCUCUCACUGCAGUGCCAGCAAAUCUGUCAGAACAUUUGUGGUUGUUAUGGUGACAGAUAUAAAGAGAUGAGAGGAUCGUAGCUGCAAUAAAGACUGGAUGGGGCAGGCAAAGGAGAGUGCUGAUACGAGGGAUAACUCACCAAAAUCAAGAUGUUGCACCAGAAAAACAGAAAGUGAUGUCUUGAUCAAAGAAUGAAGUAUUUCUGUGGAGGCAAAAAUUAUUUUCAUAUUUAAUGUGGAGGGAAAAAAAACGUAAGUGCGAAAAAGAAAAGGGGGCAAGAUAUUUUAAGUAUGCUACGCUGAGUUACUGUUAAUUUUGGCAUUUCGCUACGUCACCAUGGCAACCGAGAGAAUGAUCGUUUCACUGUGUCGUGUGCAGUCUACAGCAGAACAUUAAAUUUGACCAUUGCACAGCUUUUUCCAACGUCGAGAGCAGCGGCCAGGAAAUGUCCACCUUGUCUUUGUCCGCAGACAUCGACACAUUUGUUGUUGUCCAACUUAAAGUAAAAUAAAGUGACUGGCAUAGAUUUUUAAUACUGGGAUUACCAGUUUGGGGCAUCGUGAGACCAUGUUUUAACCAGCAAGGAUAAUGAUUGAUAUUAGACUAUAUAGCGUAGGGGGAUGACCACUGUUGAUAAGUUUGUGAAUGUCUUGCAUCGUGCAACUUUAAAGCAUUUAUAUUGUAGAAAGGCAAUCAUCUCCCUUUUGAAACAUCUUGUAUCCAUGCAGCAUCACAUACUGCAAAUACUAUCUUCCACAUGAGGGAACACAAGUUAUGGUUUACCUGGAGACAGAAGAUGUAGGUGACAGAGGUGAGGGUGAAGGGUCAUUUCUGGUACCUACAUUUGCACAGAUGGGGAGUCAAUGUAUCUCUGGACAGGUUUUUUGUGAACCCCGUCUUUUUUGAGGAUUUAGAGAGCAUUAGCACAUAUAUAUGUUUUUCUUUUUGUUAGCAGAGCAGUGAGAUGGUCCUUUUGUGUGUAGUAGCAGUAGCAAAAAAAAAACAAAUCUGAUACGAGACAACUUGGAAUGCACAACAUUAGCAUAAGUUCAUGAUCCCAAAAAUGCUUAAACUUGUUGAACCUACUAUAUGACGAAGCGAGUGAAAGUGCAGACAGUUGUGUAAGCCCUUGACACGUCUCCAGAGGUCAACAACACCACGUCGGUGGUUUCAGUGCAAACCUGACUGAUAAAGGAUGCGUCAUGUGAACGCUGCCCCGCUCUACCAAGCAGCUUGACAGGGACGCCACUCAAACCAUCAGUGUUUAGAAACGCUGCUUUACUAAAAAAAUUCACUUACUUCAAAAAUACCCACACUUUCCUGUGGAAGUUAAUACAAGCCACUGAGCCUGCUAGAUUAGAUGUUAGCAUCUUUCACGUAACACGAAAUUGGGGUUUUUAAGUGCUUUUCUUUGUUGUGGUUCAUUGUGUCUUUGAUAUACUGAGAAGUGACCUUACACUGUUUCUAUUAUGAAUUGUAUUUCCUAUUGGACUAAUAGCCAGCUAUACUACUUAUUUUGUAUGAAUGUUCCACUAAUUGAAAAAAAAAAUCAUGUUUAAAAUAAUCUCUUAACAUUUUUAAACCUUGUUGAUGCACAUGUGUAGAUAGGUUCUUACUUUUUGAAAUGGGCCACUAACUCUCAGGGGGGGACGUCUCUAAAUAAUCUGACGUAAUCAUUUUAGCACAGUUAGAAGCAGUUUAUAUUAUAAUUUACAAUAUGUUGUUUUUUUUGUUUGUUUAAGUAACUUGUUUUAUUGUACUAAACGUAAUAUCUGCUCUUACUUUAAUUCAAAAUAAUGUCCAAAAUGACAAGUGUCCCAUGUGUUGUUUAAUAAAAUACUAACAAGAAUAUUUGCGUUGUUGGAUGGCGUUGUAAGCGACAUUACCAUCAAAUACAAAUAAUAUAACGUUUUUUACGAUUAUGUCAAAUGUUUUGUAUGAGACCAUGUAAAUGUUUAAUAGUGUAUGUUGAAUCAUGUCAUUCCUCUGUCUACAAUAUCGAUGGAAAAGGUCAAAGGUUGCCUUCCAUCACCAUAAAUAAGACCAAAUCUGCCAAAUCACAACACAUUGCAAUCCAAAACUAAUGAUUAAAUGUAAAAAAAAAAAAAAAAAAAGUUUACAAAACAAAGGUUAUUUUUCCUGAUAUCUCAUAUGCAUGCAAAUAAAGUAUUUUAAGUA
Cololabis saira (Pacific saury) is the source of this 5779-nucleotide messenger RNA. RefSeq names its product phospholipase D2 (gene pld2). The transcript is spliced from 24 exons. The record is from RefSeq and is a predicted model, not a curated record. NCBI's taxonomy places the organism in Eukaryota, Metazoa, Chordata, Actinopteri, Beloniformes, Belonidae. Gene Ontology annotation, biological process: intracellular signal transduction; cell motility; phosphatidic acid biosynthetic process. The coding region runs from base 227 to 3091 and encodes 954 amino acids. Gene Ontology annotation, molecular function: D-type glycerophospholipase activity; phosphatidylinositol binding.